AGAAAGUUGCUGUUUGUCCUACCGUACUUUGGUCCUCCUUGGAUCGAGGUAGGUACGCUGCUUCCUUCCUGUUUCCUGUCUCUUAGCUUCUUCUUCUCAAGCAGCGUGCUGCUCGACUCGAACCGCCGGCGGUGGAUUCAAAACGUUUGUCCGCAAGCAUGGCGUCUGAGCGGCCGCGGCCAAACCGGAUCAUGGCGCCUCUCUGCCGGAACCACAUGCGGGGCCGGUGCAUCAUCAAGCCGUGCAAAUAUGCGCAUGUGCCCAAGGACUUGGUGCCUCCCGACCAGAUGGAGGUUGAGGUCUGCGUUGACUCGCUCCGAAACCGCUGCCCGCGGGGCCCGUUCGAUUGCCGAUGGUAUCAUCCAGAACAACCGCUGCGCACGCGCUUGCAAACGGAGGCUGGCUUCCCUGUUUUGGAUGAGAUCCCCCCGCCGGGACCCGUGUUCGUUCCCCCGGGUCCGCUUGGGCUGCCACCUCCCAUCCUGCCCGCCAAAGUGCGGCCAAUGCUGGAGGUAUGCCACAACUGGCAAAAGGGCCGCUGCUCCUUCUCGGACAGGGAGUGUAAACGGGCCCACGCAGAGCCCACCAGCCCAGACGGCAACUUCGUGAUGGUGUGCGCCGACUUUCUCAAAGCUGGCUGCACUCGAGAGGCCUGCCGCUUCUUCCAUCCCCUCAACCAUCGAAAGCACUUCAUCCGAGAGAUUCCUAUCCUGACCGGCCCCCCGCCUAUCAUGGAGCCUCUACCCCCACCGGACCCGUAUGCGGCCUACGCAAAAGCUGUGGCGAUGUAUGGUAUCUAUGGGGCGCAUAUAGCAGACGGAGGGAAACCCCCGCCAAGGCGAGAAGAGCCCAGCCCGUAUCCUCUGGACCUAUACGCUGAAAGAGAGCCGCGGAGGCGCGAACCGCCUUCAAUGGGCCCCCCGAGCUACCCCCCCGCCUUCCCUGACGCCCGUCCCCGCGACCGGAGCCCCCCUGGCCCGCCACGUGGCGUCUACGACUCGUACCCCGACCGCAGCCGUGCUGGCAGCUACCCCGAACGCAGUCGGUCGGAGACUUAUCCCGAUCGACCCCGGGGGGGCCUCGUAGACGCGUACGCAGAACGGAGUCGCGAUUCGUAUUCUUCCAGGGGGGGAGAAUACGCGUAUCCCGGGGGGGCCGGGGAAGCUUAUCGGGACGAGGGGCGGCGGGGCCGGAGUCCGGAACCAGAUCGGAGGGAUGAGCGGUACCGGGGCGCGGAACGAGAACGGAGCUACGAGCGACGGGACGAGCGCGGGCGGCCGGUGCGCGCGCGGCUUGCGGAGGAUAAGCUUCCGGUGUGCCGCGAUUUUUACCAUGACAAGUGCGACCGCCGGGCGUGCCGCUUCGUGCACCCAAACAGCAGAAUCCGGGUAAACAGGGACGACCUGACAGUCGACAUUUGCCAAGAUUAUAAGCAGGGCCGGUGCCGAGACCCCGACUGCCCAAACUACCACCCGGUUACCGUUAUGAUGUAGUGAGUCUACACAUGGUGUAAAAGUACCAGCGCGACAGAUUAUGUUUCUAAGUUGUUGGGUGUCCAGGACACGGCAACACGUUAUCAUAACAAAUCUGCCGAGUCGCCGGGAAGAUCUUCAAAAAGUCAUAGCAUAUCUUAGCGUUCCCGGGUGGCAACUUACACGGAGGCAAGCCUGCGCCGCGUCUCAGAUGAUGACAUU
Molecule: messenger RNA, 1694 nt
Organism: Klebsormidium nitens
Lineage: Eukaryota; Viridiplantae; Streptophyta; Klebsormidiophyceae; Klebsormidiales; Klebsormidiaceae
Source: the annotation of a GenBank genome assembly